Brassica rapa (field mustard) is the source of this 7512-nucleotide messenger RNA. Its product is annotated as alpha-glucosidase 2-like. The record is from RefSeq and is a predicted model, not a curated record. NCBI's taxonomy places the organism in Eukaryota, Viridiplantae, Streptophyta, Magnoliopsida, Brassicales, Brassicaceae. Gene Ontology annotation, molecular function: hydrolase activity, hydrolyzing O-glycosyl compounds; carbohydrate binding. Gene Ontology annotation, biological process: carbohydrate metabolic process.
CAUUUGUAUUUCAAAUAAAAAGAUAAAGAUAUUAAAAAAUAUAAUAAUGAACUUAUGUUAAAUAUGAUAUUUUCUAGGAAUGGUCCAAACUAAAAAAAUCACAAAUGAAAAGAAGUCAUGACUUCUGUUUUAAUAUAUAAGAUAGAUCCUAAUAUCAAAUUUCACAACUAAUAAAAAUAAAGGAAUAAGUUGCCAAACUAGGCAAUAGUAAUAACUCAUUUUCCAUAAUGAAAAGAUUAAAAUCAUUUUAAAUUUUACAUUGAAGUAUAAACCCAAGAAAAGAAAGAAAUAGCAGAAAAAAAUUCACACAAAAGAAAAAUUAAUUAUUUUUGGGAAUGUUAGGAAAUACAUUAUUUUUGGCAACUUAUAUAAUCUCACACAAAAGAAAAAUUAGUUAGUCAUUUAGUACUUGAUGAAAAAUAUUAAUUUAAACCACAAAAAGAACUCGUACGUUUUAUAAUUAGUAGUUUGCAGUAAAUCUUUUCAUUAUUAUAUAACUUUUCUUAACGUUAAAUCUUCUUAUUAUAUUAAGAUGGUGGAACUCGAGGCGAAUAUAAAACUAAACUUAGUGUCCAGUGUCCACCAAUGGAGAGCUCAUAUACUGACAUAAGCAGCACAAUCAUCGUCAGCAUUGACUAGAGGAAAUCGAUCUUCUUCCUUCUUCAUUAACGAUCGUUGUCUUCCUUUGCUGAAUCAGAUCGCUCCGUUGCUGUUCUUUCAUGCAGUUAGAUCACAGUCAGAAGGAAGAGGGAAAAAACAUAGUCAAGAUGACAGUUAGUGGAGAUAACUCGGAAACUAUAGGUAUUGCUCCAACCGAAAUGAUUUUUGAGUCGAUUUUGGAGGAUGGAGUUUUCCGGUUUGACUGUUCCGUGGAGCAUAGGAAAGCUGCAUUUCCAAGUGUUUCAUUUAAAAACAUCAAAGACAGGGAAGUUCCGGUUAUAAGUCACAAUGUUCCAGCAUAUACUCCUACUUGUGUUUGUCUUGAGGAGAAGCAAGUUGUUACUUUUGAGUUUCCUCCUGGCACGUCGUUUUAUGGGACGGGAGAAGUUGGUGGCGAGUUGGAGAGAACAGGAAAACGGGUGUUUACAUGGAACACUGAUGCAUGGGGAUAUGGCCCUGGAACCACCCCACUGUACCAGUCACAUCCAUGGGUGCUAGUUGUUCUUCCAACUGGAGAAACUCUAGGUGUUCUUGCUGAUACAACACAAAAGUGUGAGAUUGAUCUGAGGAAAGAGGGUAUCAUAAGAAUAAUCGCUCCAACAUCAUAUCCAAUUAUCACAUUUGGUCCAUUCUCUUCACCCACUGCUGUCUUGGAGUCCCUGUCGCACGCCAUAGGAACUGUUUUCAUGCCUCCAAAGUGGGCCUUAGGCUACCACCAAUGCCGUUUUAGUUAUAUGUCAGAGAAGCGAGUGGCUGAGAUAGCUCAAACAUUUCGUGACAAGAAGAUUCCUGCAGACGUGAUAUGGAUGGAUAUUGACUACAUGGACGGUUUUCGUUGUUUCACAUUCGACAAGGAACGUUUCCCGGAUCCUAGUGCUUUGGCAAACUAUCUACAUAAUAAUGGUUUCAAAGCGGUAUGGAUGCUUGACCCUGGAAUAAAGAAAGAGGAAGGUUAUUCUGUCUACGAUAGUGGAAGCAAAGACGAUGUUUGGGUUAAACAAGCAGAUGGGAAGCCCUUCAUUGGUAUUUCACUUUGGUGUUAUGUUUUUCAUGAUAUCUUGUCUUGUAUCUUGAUGUAUAUGCAGCAAAUUCCGGAAAUUUUAUGCUUGGUUUCAUUAGGUGAAGUAUGGCCUGGACCUUGCGUUUUCCCUGACUAUACAAAUUCCAAAACUCGGUCUUGGUGGGCUAGUUUAGUUAAAGACUUUAUAUCAAAUGGUGUUGAUGGUAUCUGGAACGAUAUGAAUGAGCCUGCAGUUUUCAACACAGUGACAAAGACAAUGCCUGAGAACAAUAUUCACUGUGGAGAAGAUGACCUUGGAGGUGUUCAAAACCACUCACACUACCACAACGUAUAUGGGACUUUGAUGGCAAGGUCAACUUAUGAAGGGAUUAAGCUAGCUGAUAAGAAUAAGCGACCUUUUGUAUUGACAAGGGCUGGAUUCAUAGGGAGCCAGAGAUAUGCUGCUACUUGGACAGGAGAUAACCUUUCAACCUGGGAGCAUCUACAUAUGUCUAUAUCCAUGGUGCUUCAGCUGGGGCUUAGCGGUCAGCCCUUAUCAGGGCCAGAUAUAGGUGGCUUUGGUGGCAAUGCAACUCCGCGGCUAUUUGGACGUUGGAUGGGCGUUGGAGCUAUGUUUCCAUUCUGUCGUGGCCAUUCUGAGGUUGCCACUGAUGACCAUGAGCCAUGGUCUUUCGGAGGAGAGUGUGAGGAAGUCUGUCGUGCCGCAUUGAAGAGGCGCUACCAACUGUUACCACAUUUUUACACCCUAUUUUACAUUGCCCAUACAACUGGUGCUCCAGUUGCAGCUCCAAUCUUUUUCGCUGAUCCGAAAGAUUUUAGACUAAGGACUGUUGAAAACGCCUUUCUCUUGGGUCCACUUCUCAUAUAUGCAAGCACUUUAAAUAAUCAGGGAUCCCAUGAAUUGCAUCACAUAAUGCCCAAAGGAACUUGGCUAAGGUUUGAUUUUGAAGAUUCACAUCCGGAUUUACCGACAUUAUAUUUACGAGGCGGAUCCAUUAUAUCAGUGGCUCCUCCACAUCUACAUGUUGGGGAGUUUACUCUGUCAGAUGACUUGACCCUACUUGUGUCAUUAGAUGAAAAUGGCAAAGCUGAAGGCCUCUUGUUUGAGGAUGAUGGAGAUGGAUAUGGCUACACUAAAGGAAAAUUUCUAAUCACAAACUACAUUGCUGAGAAGCAUUCGUCCAUUGUUACUGUUAAGGUUUCAAAAACUGAAGGAGAUUGGCAGAGGCCAAAGCGCCGUGUUCAUGUCCGGCUAUUACUAGGAGGCGGUGCAAUGCUUGAUGCUUGGGGAAUGGAUGGAGAGACUAUCAAGAUUAAUGUGCCUUCAGAACAUGAAGUUUCAGAAUUAAUAACCAAGAGCAAUGAGAGCUUCAAACUUCAUAUGGAAAAUACAAAAUUGAUACCUGAGAAGGAAAUGCUACCUGGACAAAAGGGAAUGGAACUUUCAAGAGUCCCAAUUGAGCUGAACAAUGGCAAUUGGAAACUAAAUAUAAUUCCUUGGAUUGGUGGAAGGAUAUUAUCCAUGUCACAUGUUCCAUCAGGAGUUCAAUGGCUUCAUAGCAGGAUAGAUAUCAAUGGCUAUGAAGAGUACAGCAGUACUGAGUACCGGUCAUCUGGAUGCACUGAGGAAUAUAAUAUCAUUGAGACGGAUUUAGAACAUGCAAGUGAAGAAGAAUCUCUUAUCUUAGAAGGUGAUGUAGGCGGUGGACUGGUUCUUCAGCGUAAAAUUAACAUACCUAGUGACAACCCCAACAUUCUUCGUAUUGCCUCUACCAUUGAAGCUCGAAGUGUCGGUGCUGGUUCUGGUGGAUAUUCAAGGCUGGCAUGCUUAAGAGUCCAUCCAACUUUCACUCUUUUUCAUCCAACCGAAUCAUUUGUGUCCUUCACAUCGAUUGAUGGAUUAAAGCAUGAGGUUUGGCCAGAUUCUGGAGAGCAAAUAUAUGAAGGAAACAACCUCCCACAUGGUAAAUGGAUGCUGGUGGACAAGAGCCUCAAUCUACAGCUGGUAAACAUGUUCGACGUUAGUCAGGUUGUCAAAUGUAUUGUCAACUGGGACAGUGGAACGGUUAACUUGGAGCUAUGGUCUGAGGACCGACCAGUUUCCAAGGAAACUCCUCUGGAAAUAGAGCAUGAAUAUGAAGUCACAAGUUUCCCAUAAUUGUACUGCAAAUGUGUUUAACUCAUUUCCUCAAUUCGCAAGAAUCUACUUGGCUACUUGUACUUGGGUCGUUCAGUUUUCUAUGCACUAAUAAGCGAAUCAGCAGUGUUUGUUUAAGCAUAACAUAUUAACAUAUAUAAGUACUAUUGGAAGUAGUGGGAUACUUUGAACCGUACGUUGCUGACAUGAAUAAAUAUGAGAAAUCUUUUUAUUAUAUUUAAGAUGAUAACAAUAUGAAAAAGAAAAUGAUAGUGGAAAUAAUCGUGAGUAAUAAAAAAGGAAGUGAGAUGAUCGAAUGGUAACUACAGUUUUGAAAAUAUAAACGAUAAGAAAUUUAAGUAUGGUACAAUGUAAUUGAGGUUUAUGCAGUUCAGAGAAUAAAUGCGAAUUUGCUAAAAAAAAAAGUGUGGUUUUGAUUGGAAAAAUAAUGUAAAAUAAAUUAAUUAAUACAAUCAGAAAUUAAAUUGUUUUCUUAGUGAUAAUGUCAUAAUAUUAUUCUUUUUAUUUUUAUUUUUAUAAUUUUAAAUAUAUAAAUAAAUUUGAAAUAAAAUUCUAAUAUAUAUAUAAUUAUACAGUAUACAAUAUAUUAUAUUUUCUGUUAAAAUAUUGAGGGUUUUUGCAAAUAUGACUCAAAACUUGAAAUCAAAUACAAAACUAACCCAUAUUUUUUUUGAACUUUGAUUGUCUCUUUCACCUCCAAAGUUCAGAUUAUUCACAAAAAUGCCAUCACGUUUUUUCGAAAAUGAAUAUUUUACUCUAUCAUCCUCAUCUUCCUCAAAUAUUCACAAUAUUGUCAUUGCCAUCAAUACACCAACCACCAUGAACAACCAAUUUGAAUCUUUUAAUGCACCUAAAAAUCGAUUUACACUCUUUCUCAAUUAUUAUGAACUAAAAACAACAUCUCUUUUACUUUCUCUCUGUAUUCAUCCAAAAAACACAAGAUUUUGAUUUUAAAUUUGUUAUGGUUCAUAGAGCCAUUGAAGCUUACGAUUCUUGGUGGGUCACUUUUGUAUGAGAUUCUGGGUACUUGGAGAAGACUUAUGUGUGCUAAACAAUUUAUCUCACCGGUUGAAACUAUGAAAUCAGUUUUUUUCCCAGAUCUGUUUGUCCAGACGACUUACCGUCUGGCUGUAGACGACUUACAUGGAAGUCGUCUGGCUGUAGCCGACUUACAUGGAAGUCUUCUGGUCAAUGCAGAGGUUAGUUUUGCAAUUGAUUUUUAAAUGUGUUUUUAUAGACGACUUACAUGGAAGUUGUCAAUCUUUGUUUGUUAAAAAAAAAUUCGAGACGACUUCCACGUAAUUCGUCUAGGGUAAACGGGUUAGUUUUGCAUUUGACCGGAUCGUGUCAUAAAUUUGACUUUUCCUGGACGUCUUCCAAUAGAAAAUUAAUAAAUCAAUAUUUUGUUAUAUCUAGACGACUUACAUGGAAGUCGUCUCAGGUUAGUUUUGCAAUUGAAAAAUAAAACAAAAAAAAUUAUUUUUUGUAGACGACUUACGCAGAAGUCGUCCGUCUGACGACUUACAUUGAAGUCGUCCAUGAUUUUACUCCGAGAUUCUGGUUAAACCUUACUUAUCUUGGACGACUUCCAUGUAAGUCGUCGGACGGACGACUAACCUGAGACGACUUACAUGAAAGUCGUCGGUAUAACAAAAUAUUGAUUUUUAAAUUUUAAUUAAACGACUUACGUGUAAGUCGUCCAGGAAAUGUCAAAUUUCUGACACAAUCCGGUCAAAUGCAAAACUAACCCGUUUUCUCUCGACUUUCCAUGUAAGUCGUCUAGGUUGAAAAUCAAUUGCAAAACUAACAUAAAUGGACGACUUCCUAGAAGUCUGCCAGACGACCUCCGUGGAAGUCGUCUGCGUCAAUGUUUAAUAAACUUUCAUUUUUUUCUAAAAUUAUAAAGAAUUUUUAACAUGUUCUUUGUAAUUCAUGUCUACUUUUUUUUUUUGAUCAAAUUUUUUUUUUAAAAGUUAAUUCUUGUCUAAUAAUCAAUAUUUUAGCUACUGAAUUAAAUUUAUAACUUAAUUCGUGAUAUUUAUGAGGUUACCAACAUUCAUGUUUAUUAAAGUUUUUAGCUGAUCCGAGAAGAUUUCCGUGGAACUCUUCUACGCUAGUUUUUGAAUAACUUGUAUUUUUAAGAGUAUUAAGUAACUUCAAAAUAUGUAAAACUCAUAUUUUUAAAAUAUGUAUUAUGCUUUAGUUUUACUAAAUUUGACUAAGUUUUUCAACACAAAAUUGUAAAAAUUGUGAUAUGUUUUGAUUAGUUACUAUUGUUUGUUUCCAUCUUAAGCAUGCACCAAUGAUGAUUAUUGCUAUGAGUGGGUAAAUAUUUGUUUUUUAUAAUGUUGUAUCAAUGACUUAAGUACCAUUAUUGUUAUAUGCAUCAAUGAUGUUUUUUGCUAUGAGUGAGUAGAAUGGUUAAAAUGAUUCUUAAUAUAUUGUAUCAAUGACUUAAGUAUCAUUAUUGUUAUAUGCAUCAAUGAUGUUUUUGCUAGAAGACUUCUAAUGAAAGUGUUAUAUCUUUGAACUUAUGUAAUGAUUUAUCUUUUGUGAAUUUGACUAAGUUUUCUUGAGAAUUCUUCUCCCUUAGUUGUAAUAAAUUUGAUCAAUUUCUUUCUGUCAUUGUGUGUUUGCUAUUAAAGUUGUAUCAACAACUUCAAUUAUGUCAAAUAAUUUUGGGAAGAUAAUAUUGUGGAAUAUGAACAUAUUUACCAAUUUUUUUAUUAAUAUCUUUUCAAAUUUACAAAAAAUAUCACAACUAAAGGAGUACACAUGCAAAUCACAAACCAGACCAGAAACAAAACUAUUAUAGAUCGUUCCUCUACAAAGACAAGCUUGGACUCCACUUGAUAUGGAAGAAGACUCCCUCAGAAGACUUCCUAGAAGUCUUUUUGCACAUUAUAUUUUAGAAAACUUUGGAAGACUUAUGGGAAGUCUUCUCGUAAGUCUUCUAAAAUAUAAUGCGCUAGAAGACUUCCGAGAAGUCUUCCAUAAGACUUCCGAGAAGUCUUCCAUAAUAUUUCCGAGAGGUCUUCUAGCGCAUUAUAUUUUAGAAGAUUUCCGAGAAGACUUCCCAUAAAUCUUCCAAAAUCUGCUCCAGAUUUGAAAAACCUGCGUAUCAGAAAAAUGUUUAAAUGACUUAAAAACAGAGAAAAUGAGUGGAAGAUUAUAUAGAUCUACGUUUAUAGAACACACAAAGUACAUAUCUAAAGGGAAGAUGAGAACCAUCUGGUUAAAACAUGCAACUAAAAGAUAGAUUAAUGAGAAAGACAUGAGACAAAAAUGAAAAAUUCAUAUAAAGUUUGGUGUUUUCAAGUAAAAGAGAUUAGAAUGGGUAUGGAGAGUUUUAGUUUGAGAAAAAGGUAAGAACUUUAUGCAACAUGAAGUUACCAAAUGAAGAAAAAUCAGACAUAAGAACUUACCGAAACGCUCAAAUCUGUUAUGAAAGGGAGACAUGUGAGAAGACUUCCAGGUAAGUUAUCCUGGAAGUCUCCUAGCGCAUUAUAUUUUAGACGACUAACAAGUAAGUCGUCCCAUAAUUCUUCCAGAUCUGAAAAACCUGCAUAUCCAAAUCCAAAUCUGAAAAACCUGCAUAUCCAAAAACGUUCAAAUGACUUAAAAACAGAGAAAAUGAGUGGGAGAUUAGAUAUAUCUACCUUUAUAGAACACA